Molecule: messenger RNA, 3640 nt
Organism: Syngnathoides biaculeatus (alligator pipefish)
Lineage: Eukaryota; Metazoa; Chordata; Actinopteri; Syngnathiformes; Syngnathidae
Gene: camk2a
Product: calcium/calmodulin-dependent protein kinase II alpha
Exons: 18
Coding region: 471-2105 (544 amino acids)
Biological process (GO): protein phosphorylation
Cellular component (GO): cytoplasm; neuron projection
Molecular function (GO): calmodulin binding; calcium/calmodulin-dependent protein kinase activity; ATP binding
Source: RefSeq, a predicted model, not a curated record
AAGCUGCCAGGAGAGCUUCGCUGACCACUCGCGUGACCUGACUAGCGGCUCCACGCCAAACACGCAGGUGAGCUCAAAGUGUGCCGGAGAGGAAAAAUAUCAAUGAAUAUGUAUUACAAUAUUGACUUGAUUUUUUUCAUGUGGCGCAAUCUAUAUUGAUCAUUUGUGUUUUUGCAUUUGCAACGGCAGCAGCGGCAGUCAAAAGUGAGAGGAUGCAGUUACCAUGGCGACCCUGCCUGAGCGAUCCCCGGCCCGUGAUUGGCUGAUUGGGUGGGGGUGGGGGGGCGGUGAGUAGGCGGGGAGCUGAACCUGGAGAGGAGCCGCUCUUCAUCAUCCCUGUCUUCUUCAUCAUCUUCUGGCUUGUGCAGAAACGGACAAGUUCUGCUUCUUCUCCUCCUCCAUCCAGCUGCUGACCUUCAUCAUCAUCAUCAUCUUCCUCCCCUCCCUGACCCUCGCCCUGCCGGGUCACCAUGGCAACGGUCAUUUGCACGCGUUUCACGGAGGAGUAUCAGCUGUACGAGGAGCUGGGAAAGGGCGCGUUCUCAGUGGUGCGCCGCUGCGUGAAGGUUUUGUCGGGUCAGGAGUUCGCCGCCAAGAUCAUCAACACCAAGAAGCUGUCGGCCCGAGAUCAUCAAAAGUUGGACCGCGAAGCUCGAAUUUGCCGCCUGCUCAAGCACCCCAACAUCGUGCGGCUUCAUGACAGCAUUUCGGAGGAGGCUCAUCAUUACCUCAUCUUUGACUUGGUGACAGGCGGCGAGUUGUUCGAAGACAUCGUCGCCAGAGAAUAUUACAGCGAAGCCGACGCCAGCCACUGCAUCCAGCAAAUUCUGGAGGCGGUGCUUCACUGUCACCAGAUGGGCGUCGUCCACCGAGACCUGAAGCCCGAGAAUUUGCUGCUGGCCUCCAAGUCCAAGGGGGCGGCGGUCAAGCUGGCCGACUUCGGGCUCGCCAUCGAAGUGGAGGGCGAGCAGCAGGCCUGGUUUGGCUUCGCAGGGACUCCCGGAUACCUCUCCCCUGAAGUUCUUCGGAAGGAUCCAUACGGGAAAGCCGUCGACCUUUGGGCCUGUGGUGUGAUCCUGUACAUCCUUCUGGUGGGCUAUCCUCCCUUCUGGGAUGAAGACCAGCACCGUCUGUAUCAGCAGAUCAAAGCGGGGGCGUACGACUUCCCGUCCCCCGAGUGGGACACGGUGACCCCCGAGGCCAAAGACCUCAUCAACAAGAUGUUGACCAUCAAUCCGGCCAAGCGCAUCUCGGCUGCCGAGGCCCUCAAACACCCUUGGAUCUCUCAUCGCUCCACGGUGGCGUCCUGCAUGCAUCGACAGGAGACGGUGGAAUGUCUGAAGAAGUUUAACGCCCGCCGCAAGCUGAAGGGCGCCAUCUUGACGACCAUGUUGGCCACCCGCAACUUCUCAGGAGGAAAGAGCGGGAACAAGAAGACGGACGGCGUCAAGGAGUCGUCGGAGAGCACGAACACCACUAUUGAGGAUGAGGACACUAGAGUGAGGAAGCAGGACAUCAUCAAAGUGACGGAGAUGCUGAUCGAGGCCAUCAGUAACGGCGACUUUGAGAGCUACACCAAGAUGUGCGACCCCGCCGUGACGGCAUUCGAGCCAGAGGCGCUGGGGAACCUGGUGGAGGGCCUGGACUUCCAUCGCUUUUACUUUGAAAACUUGUGGUCCAAAAAUAGCAAGCCGGUGCACACCACCAUCUUGAACCCUCACAUCCACCUGGUGGGCGAGGAGGCGGCGUGCAUCGCGUACAUCCGCGUCACGCAGUACAUCGACGCCAACGGGACGCCACGCACCGUCCAAUCGGAGGAGACCAGGGUGUGGCACCGCCGCGACGGCAAGUGGCAAAUCGUCCACUUCCACCGCUCAGGCUCGCCCUCCACGCUCAGCAAGUACGACGCCGCUUGGCCGCUAGCGGGUUGGCGUGUCGGGAGUUGCUUGCUAACGUCCUGCGUGGCCAAUCCUCGGAAAGGUCACCAUCACCAUGACAACCGAUUGAUGGACAGCAGCAGUUCGGUCACGGCGACAAGGCGGAAGAGGAGGAGCCGAGGGCGGGGCCAAAGUGCGACCACCCGUCAUUGUUCAUCCGUCCCCUGACCAAUCAGACCGCCCCUUUUUUUUCUUCCAGCACGCUCGCCUGUUGUGAACUCUUUGAUCUGUUGUCACGUGACCGACAAUUGACAGGACGCUUCCCUCACUGCAUGCGUCACAGCGCCCCCCCUGUGGCUGGAGGGCUUUAUAUCUUAGCAUAGCGGGUGAAAAGUGGAUUGUAUUUUUAUUGAAUGUAAACAGACCGGGAGUGACUGGCCCGUGUGCUUGUGUGUUUUUUGAUAUGUAACCAGCAGGGGGCGCUAUGACAGAGCCCAGUGGUGGUGGUGGCUGUUGUUGUGGCAAUUGGUUCCAUCCAGACGCUUCCGCCAUCUCUGACCUCGCGAGCUUCCAUACACGUCUGCACUUAGACUCCUCCCAUUGGAUGGGUGAGGGGGGGGUUCUGCCUCCGGGCCUCGCCCCCUCCGCUACAUUUGGGCGGAGUCUAAAAUAACUAGGAUGUAGUCAUAAUUUAAUUUUUUUGCCAGGGGUUUCUAGCUUAUUAGUUCAAUUAAAGAGCUUUAAUGAUAAAUUAGCUUCUUCUGUGUGCAUGUGUUAGUGCAAGUUUGUAUGUGUGUGUGUGUGUGUGUGUGUGUGUGUAGAUGGGUGGGUGGGGGGGGUAAUUGUGUGCGUGCGUCUGCGUGUUUAUGCACGUGUGUCUGUGAGCGCGGGUCGUGGUAUAUUUGUUUUUGUGUCCACGCGUGCGCGCAUUUCCUGCUUUCUAUUGCAUGCGUUUGAAUUUGACAAGCAACUUCCUGUUUGAAGCUCUGUAGUCAUGUAACUUUUGGCUCGUUUACAUUCAAGUAGACAAAUGUUUAUAUUCUUUUAUUUUUCAUGGAUUAUCUAUAAGAUGGUCAUUCCUGGUUGGAUGUUCACGGCUAGUCGGCAGUGUUUGAAUUUUCUUCGUUAGCUCGAACUCCUUCGAAAGUGAAACCUGGCGUGUUGCGUGGAAAUCUUCCCACCGUUUUGAUUGGCCGCCGUUGAUUUCGGUAACGGGCAGGAAAUGGCUUUUAUUUUGUAAUUUAAUUGCACUUUUUAGCUUUGCCUGAAGUGAAGGCAAAUUUGACUGCGUUUUAUUUUUUUUUUGUUCGGCUAGCGGCAUUCGAAGUGAAAUUUUCUCGUACCCCCCCCACCCCCCGGUGGAAACUUUCCCGCGGUUUUGAUAGUGCGCCGACGUCAUCGCGCGUCUCGUUGAUGAGCAAGCAAAAGUUUUUCUUUCUUUUUCGGCUUUUAGCAGCUGUCGCUUGGGCUCUGAGCCAAGACGCUAACUCGACCGGGGUCGCUAAACAUGCUAACGGUCACGUCUCUCAGGUGAAGCGACGGAACAGAAAAUGUUAUAUAUAUAUAUAUAUAUAUAUAUAAUAAAUUAAAAGUCAGUGUUGUGACGUGUCAGCGGCUGCAUGCUCGCUGUGUAAAAGGAAGUGAAUAUGAUAUGCGUGUGUGUGUGUGCGCACGCAGGAGAGAACAUGCAUGUUUCUCCUGCGUUUUGCCCUACUGUUGUCAAAUUUUAAAAAUCUAUUAAAAAAAAUAAUCACAGCAACUGA